UCGCAUUGCUUUCCAUAAGUCUUUUCCUAAAAACAUUGAAUUGGAUCGGAUUCACUGUGUGAAGCGAUCUGAAUAAUCUCAAGUUUUUAAUUUCAUCGUUCGAGUAAAUCGCGGAAAAAUGGUCGUUAAGAAGCCACGCGCGAAGAAGAAGGUGGUCGGUUCAAGCAAAAAGGUUGCUCCAGCACCUUUGGCCGUCAAAAAAGUUGAACCAAAGAAGGUUGUCAACCCACUUUUUGAAAAACGACCAAAGAAUUUCGGAAUCGGUCAAAACAUUCAACCAAAACGUGAUUUGUCACGAUUCGUUCGCUGGCCAAAAUAUGUUCGCGUUCAACGUCAACGUAUCAUCUUGCAAAAGCGAUUGAAGAUCCCACCACCAAUCAACCAAUUCAGCCAAACAUUGGACAAACAAACCGCCGUUCAAUUGUUCAAGCUUUUGGAAAAAUACCGGCCAGAAUCGAAAUUGGCUAAGAAACAACGCCUAAAGAAGCAAGCCGAACUUAAGGCCAAGGGCAAGGAAACUGCACCCAAGAAGAAGCCAAUCUUUGUCCGUGCAGGUACCAACACCGUCACCAAGUUGGUCGAACAAAAGAAAGCUCAAUUGGUUGUCAUCGCUCACGAUGUCGAUCCACUUGAAGUUGUUUUGUUCUUGCCAGCAUUGUGCCGCAAAAUGGGUGUCCCAUAUUGCAUCGUCAAAGGAAAGGCACGUUUGGGAACAUUAGUUCGUCGCAAGACCUGCUCGGCUGUUGCAUUGGCCAACGUUGAUGCUGCUGACCGCUCAAACUUGACAAAAUUGGUUGAAACCAUCAAGACCAAUUACAAUGAACGUGCUGACGAAAUCCGUAAACACUGGGGUGGUGGUCUCCUCGGUGCCAAAUCAAUGGCCCGUAUCGCCAAAUUGGAAAAGGCAAAGGCACGUGAAUUGGCGCAGAAACAAGGUUAAACUUUUUUCAACAUUCGCGCAUAAGAAAAAUUAAAAACAUUUUACAAACCUGGUAUUUGUAUUUAAAAGCAGAUGAUUCAUAAAUAAAUAAUGAAUAUCAAGUGAA
Molecule: messenger RNA, 1046 nt
Organism: Contarinia nasturtii (swede midge)
Lineage: Eukaryota; Metazoa; Arthropoda; Insecta; Diptera; Cecidomyiidae
Gene: RpL7A
Product: 60S ribosomal protein L7a
Exons: 3
Coding region: 119-940 (273 amino acids)
Biological process (GO): ribosome biogenesis
Cellular component (GO): ribonucleoprotein complex
Source: RefSeq, a predicted model, not a curated record